UGGGGUUUGACAGAGGAUGUCGUUGGAACGACAAGUCCAAAGAGAGGGAGGAAAAGCAGAAAGGAAGAUACAGAGGAUCAGAGAGAGGGAGGGAGGGUUAGGGGGUUCAAUUCUAGAUAGAGAAAAUUCUGAAAAAGAACGAGAAAACAGAGAGAGUUGAACCCCUCUCUCUCUCUCUUCGUUUUCAUUGGCAAUUUCCAUUUCACAUUCUUUUCAUAUAUUCAUAUCCUUUCUCUUGCUAAGCGUCGUGGCCUUCAUAUCCUCAGCGAUUUCUGCGUUCGAAUUCAAGAAUCGCAGUCAAACGAAUAUACGUACCAAGGAUUAAGAAUACUCCAAGGUUUGAGCUAUUUGAAUGGGAAAUUGCUGUGUCACUCCGGUUGGUUCUUCAGGGAAUAGGGAAAAAAACAAAACAAAAAAGAACAAUAAGGGAAAUAAGAACAAGAACAAGGGAAACCUAUUCUCUGUUGAGGAUGGGGCAACAUAUCAAGGAAAUGACGGUCCCAAAAAGCUAAUAGUGUUGAAAGAUCCCACAGGGCAUAACAUUCAUGCGAAAUAUGAUUUGGGGAGGGAGCUGGGGAGAGGAGAGUUUGGGAUCACAUACUUAUGCACCGACGUUGAUUCGGGUGACAAAUUCGCGUGCAAAUCCAUAUCGAAGAAGAAAUUGAGGACUGCAGUGGAUAUCGAUGACGUGAGGCGCGAGGUUGAGAUCAUGAGACACUUGCCGAAACACCCGAACAUUGUGACCUUGAAAGACACUUAUGAAGAUGAUAUCGCAGUGCACAUUGUGAUGGAGUUGUGUGAGGGCGGAGAGCUGUUUGACCGGAUCGUGGCGAGGGGACACUACACCGAGAGGGCAGCUGCUGGGGUUAUGAAGACCAUUGUGGAAGUUGUCCAAAUGUGCCACAUGCAUGGAGUGAUGCACCGUGAUCUCAAACCUGAAAACUUCCUUUUUGCAAACAAAAAAGAAACAGCUAUGUUGAAGACAAUUGAUUUUGGGCUAUCUGUCUUCUUUAAACCUGGAGAGAUCUUUAAUGAGAUAGUGGGAAGUCCAUAUUACAUGGCUCCUGAAGUUCUGAAGCGGAAUUAUGGCCCAGAGGUUGAUAUUUGGAGUGCGGGGGUGAUACUUUACAUUCUUCUUUGUGGUGUUCCUCCCUUUUGGGCAGAGACUGAACAAGGAGUAGCUCAGGCAAUCAUUCGCUCCGUAGUAGAUUUUAAGAGAGAUCCGUGGCCAAAAGUUUCAGAUAAUGCAAAGGACCUUGUAAAGAAAAUGCUUAAUCCAGAUCCUAAGAAACGUCUCACAGCUGAGCAAGUUCUUGAGCAUCCAUGGCUACAAAAUAUAAAGAAAGCACCCAAUGUUCCUUUGGGUGAGACUGUUAAGGCAAGACUGAAGCAAUUUUCUGUCAUGAACAAGCUCAAGAAAAAAGCCUUGACGGUCAUUGCUGAGUUUUUGUCCGUGGAGGAAGCUGCUGGUAUAAAGGAAGCAUUUGAUGUGAUGGACACCGGAAAGAGAGGCAAAAUAAACAUUGAUGAACUUAGAAUCGGCCUUCAAAAUCUUGGCCAUCAAAUCCCCGAUGCAGAUCUGCGCAUCCUUUUGGAAGCUGCUGAUGUUGAUGGAGACGGGAAUUUGAAUUAUGGGGAGUUUGUUGCGGUUUCCGUUCAUCUGAGAAGGAUGGCUAAUGAUGAGCAUCUGCACAAAGCAUUUUCAUUCUUUGAUCGGAACCGGAGCGGCUAUAUUGAAAUUGAUGAGCUUCGGAUUGCUUUAAGCGAUGAAGACUAUGGCGGUGAUGACAACAACAAUGAGGAAAUAAUCAUUGCUGUCAUGCAUGAUGUUGAUACAAAUAAGGAUGGACGGAUAAGCUAUGAGGAAUUUGCAUCAAUGAUGAAGGCGGGUACGGAUUGGAGAAAAGCAUCACGGCAGUAUUCUAGAGAGCGUUUCAAUAGUCUGAGCUUGAAGUUAAUAGGGGAUGGCUCCUUACAGCUCUCCAAUGAGGACACAUGAAUGAACAAGAAGAUAGUGUAGUGUACACAUUCCUAUAUUUUCACGUUUUUUUUAAUUGUUGAUUUACUAAAUUGAACAAGUUGUUUCUGCAUUUCAAAAUUUUCACCUUUGCAUAUAAUUCCUCCACGUUUUGGUUUCUUCUUGUUCAGGUGUGCAUUCUUCUUGUAGCUUGUGUUUCUUUCUAAUGGCCGUAUUAGGUUUGGAUGAUCCUUAGUAAUAUUGGUUGAAUUGAAUCAAAUUGAUGAA
This is a messenger RNA of Cuscuta europaea, 2245 nucleotides long. The record is from the annotation of a GenBank genome assembly. NCBI's taxonomy places the organism in Eukaryota, Viridiplantae, Streptophyta, Magnoliopsida, Solanales, Convolvulaceae.